AUGCCGCCCAAGAUAAAGUUCGAGCUAAAGACCCCGAAGGGCACCAAGGAUUGGUUCGGCCCCGACAUGAUCAUUCGGGAGCAGAUCUUUUCCGUCAUGAGGAGUGUCUUCCAGCGCCAUGGAGCCAUGGAGCUGGACACGCCCACCUUCGAGCUGACCCCGAUCUUGACUGGCAAAUACGGCGAGGAUAGCAAGUUGAUCUACCAGCUGGCUGAUCAGGGCGGAGAGGACUCAUCUCUCGUCUACGACUGCACAGUGCCCAUGGCGCGCUGGCUCGCGCAGAAUGCCAUUGAGAACGUCAAGCGAUACACCAUCAAGAAGGUCUACCGCCGCGACCAGCCCGCCAUGAACAAGGGCCGCCAGCGCGAGUUCUACCAGGCCGACAUCGACUUUGCCGGCGCCAACUACGACCCCAUGCUCCCCGACGCCGAGAUCAUCCGAAUCACCACCGAAGUCUUCUCUGCCCUUGGCUGGGCCGACACCUACACCAUCAACAUUAACCACCGUAAGAUCCUCGACGGCAUGUUCCAGGUCUGCGGCGUCCCCGACGAGAAGAUCCGCGCGAUAUCCUCCGCCGUCGACAAGCUCGACAAGGCCCCCUGGGCCGACGUGAAGAAGGAGAUGACUGCUGAGAAGGGCCUUGACGAGGAAGUCGCCGACAAGAUUGGCGAGUGGGUUAUCCUUGAGGGCAAGCAGGAUGUCAUUGAGAAGCUGCGCGCAGACGAGAAGAUGGCCGCCAACGAGCUCAUUCAGCAGGGUCUCUCCGAUAUGGAAAUUCUCUUCGAGUACCUCGAGGUGUUUGGCUGCCUGGAUCGCGUCUCUUUCUCGCUCUCUUUAGCUCGUGGGCUGGAUUACUACACUGGUAUCAUCUACGAGGUCCGUGUGCCGGAAUCCGCCCCGCCCGUUGCGCCUGCGGACGGUGAGGGUGGCGCGAAGAAGAAGAAGAGCAAGAGCAAGAACACCGAGGACGCGUCUGAGAGCGUCGGUGUCGGCAGUGUGGCGGCCGGUGGCAGAUAUGACAAUCUUGUCGGCAUGUUCUCCGGCAAGAAGCAAGUCCCUUGUGUCGGUAUCUCGUUCGGCAUUGAGCGUAUUUUCAGCUUGAUGAAAGCCAGGAUGGCGGCAGAGAACGAGGCUGCCCCCAGCACUGUUGAUGUCUAUGUCAUGGCGCUUGGGUCCAAGGCCGGCCUGGUCAAGGAGCGUCUUCGUGUCAGUGCCCAGCUCUGGGAUGCUGGCGUCAAGGUGCAGAAGCGCCUGGCACGGAAGCGCGAGCUCGAUGAGAUUUCCCGCAAGGCCGGAGGUCUCAAGGUUGUUGGUGGUCUGCGUGGAGAGGAUAUUGACAAGGCGGAAGCCAAGAAGGAGGAGCCCGCGGCCGAAGCUGCUGCUCCCGCGGCUGCUGCUGCUACCGAGGAAGUGAAGCCCGUGGAGACGCAGUAG
Messenger RNA from Verticillium alfalfae VaMs.102, 1434 nucleotides. Its product is annotated as histidyl-tRNA synthetase. Gene Ontology annotation, biological process: mitochondrial translation. The record is from RefSeq and is a predicted model, not a curated record. Gene Ontology annotation, cellular component: mitochondrion; cytoplasm. Bases 1 to 1434 code for a protein of 477 amino acids. The transcript has 7 exons. Lineage: Eukaryota; Fungi; Ascomycota; Sordariomycetes; Glomerellales; Plectosphaerellaceae.